Dunckerocampus dactyliophorus (ringed pipefish) is the source of this 1767-nucleotide messenger RNA. It is a transcript of the gene gdi2, whose product is annotated as GDP dissociation inhibitor 2. The coding region runs from base 96 to 1439 and encodes 447 amino acids. Gene Ontology annotation, biological process: protein transport; vesicle-mediated transport; small GTPase-mediated signal transduction. Gene Ontology annotation, molecular function: Rab GDP-dissociation inhibitor activity. The record is from RefSeq and is a predicted model, not a curated record. Gene Ontology annotation, cellular component: cytoplasm. NCBI's taxonomy places the organism in Eukaryota, Metazoa, Chordata, Actinopteri, Syngnathiformes, Syngnathidae. The transcript has 10 exons.
CGCCGUCUGAGCCCCACCCCUUUCUCACUUCAGCCCCAGCAGAUCUCCAUUUUCUUCUUUCCUGUCAAGGAGCAGAGUAGCCCAAGACUGUCAAAAUGAAUGACGAAUACGACGUUAUCGUCCUCGGCACCGGACUGACGGAAUGUAUCUUAUCUGGAAUCAUGUCGGUGAAGGGGAAGAAGGUUCUACACAUGGACCGCAACUCCUAUUACGGCGCAGAGAGUGCCUCCAUCACACCUUUGGAAGAUCUCUACAAACGCUUCAACCUUCCUGGCAAACCUCCCGAGUCAAUGGGAAAAGGCCGGGACUGGAACGUGGACCUCGUCCCGAAAUUCCUCAUGGCCUACGGCCAACUGGUCCGCAUGCUGCUGAUCACCCAGGUGACCCGUUAUCUGGAUUUCAAAGUGAUUGAAGGCAGCUUUGUGUACAAGGGAGGCAAAAUCUAUAAAGUUCCCUCCACGGAGACUGAGGCUCUGGCGUCCAGUCUGAUGGGGCUGUUUGAGAAACGACGCUUCAAAAAAUUCCUGGUCUUCAUUACCAACUUCGAUGAAAACGACCCCAAGACCAUGGAGGGCGUCGACCCCAACAAGACGACCAUGAGGGCUAUUUUUGAAAAGUUUAGCUUGGGCAAGGAUGUCAUAGACUUCACUGGCCACUCCCUCGCUCUCUACCGUACAGAUGAUUACCUGGAUCAGCCCUGCAUCGACGCAAUACGGAGAAUAAAGCUUUACAGUGAGUCUCUUGCCAGGUAUGGCAAGAGCCCAUACCUCUACCCACUGUAUGGCUUGGGAGAACUGCCACAAGGGUUUGCCAGGCUGAGUGCCAUCUACGGUGGGACAUACAUGUUAAACAAGCCCAUCGAGGAGAUAGUGAUGGAAAAUGGGAAGGUGGUGGGAGUCAAGUCUGAAGGGGAGAUCGCCAGGUGCAAGCAAUUGAUUUGCGACCCCAGCUACUUUAUGGAACGUACUACCAAAGUCGGUCAGGUGAUCAGGGCCAUCUGCAUCCUGAGCCACCCCAUCAGCAACACCGGUGACGUCAACUCUUGCCAGAUUAUCAUCCCUCAGAAUCAAGUCAACAGGAAGCACGACAUCUACGUGUGUAUGAUCUCCUUUGAUCACAACGUAGCAGCAAAGGGCAAAUAUAUCGCCAUCGCCAGCACCACAGUGGAGACUAAGGACCCCGAGAAAGAGAUUAAGCCAGCCUUGGACCUACUGGAGCCCAUCGAGCAGAAGUUUGUCAGCAUCAGCGACCAGUUUGCUCCGACAGACAUGGGCAAUGAAAGCCAGGUCUUCAUCUCCCGUUCAUAUGACGCCACAACCCACUUUGAGACCACCUGCGACGACAUCAAGGACAUCUACCGGAGGAUGACUGGCUCGGACUUUAACUUUGCUGAGAUGGAGCGUGGAAAGAAGGACAUCUACGGCGACGCAGCCGAGUAGACAUUGAAGGCGCCACUAACACUUCCGAUUAUCAAAAACAAGCGCUGCAGACAACUAAUCUUUACGUUUAUAUAGAAAACCUUACGCAAAUGUACAUCAUUGGGCCAGCCUUCCCAAGAAUAUGUGGCGGCCCAGUGAGUAAGUUGAUAUAGAUUUAUGAUAUAGUAUUGCUGGAUAAAGUACAGGGAGGGAACUAGGCUUUUUCUAAUCACUGUCAGAUCGUUGAUGCACUCAACAUUGGUCACUAACAUUCAAUAAUAUUCUACGGUUUCAUGUCAAAAUGAGUCAACGAUGCCAAAUCAAAUCAAUCAUGUUGUGUGUGUAUAAA